Messenger RNA from Dermochelys coriacea (leatherback sea turtle), 533 nucleotides. RefSeq names its product sperm acrosome membrane-associated protein 3-like. Lineage: Eukaryota; Metazoa; Chordata; Testudines; Dermochelyidae. Gene Ontology annotation, cellular component: sperm flagellum; acrosomal vesicle. Bases 81 to 533 code for a protein of 150 amino acids. The record is from RefSeq and is a predicted model, not a curated record. Gene Ontology annotation, molecular function: lysozyme activity. The transcript is spliced from 4 exons. Gene Ontology annotation, biological process: fusion of sperm to egg plasma membrane involved in single fertilization.
AGCUUGUGCUGGGCCUGGGGCCCCAGCUGUGCUCAGACGUCACCAAGAGUGCAGCCUCCAGCUCCGGCCACACUGCAGGAAUGGCAGCUCUCACACUCCUGUCCAUUGUGGCCUGCCUCCUUGUGGGGAACAUGGGAAAGAUCUUCCGGCGCUGCGAGCUGGCCCAGGUGCUGCACCAGGCAGGGAUGGAUGGGUUCCGAGGCUACAGCCUGGCUGAUUGGCUGUGCAUGGCGUACCAUGAAAGCCGGUUCAACACGGACACCGUGGAUCAUGAAGCUGAUGGCAGCACUGACAACGGCAUCUUCCAGAUCAACAGCCGCCAGUGGUGCAAUGACUACAAGAGCUCCACCCGGAACCUCUGUCACAUGCACUGCAGUGAUUUGCUGACCAGUAACAUCAACGAUGACAUCGUGUGUGCCAUGCAGAUUGUGCAACAGCCAAGGGGAAUGGGGGCCUGGCUGGCCUGGAGGAAACACUGUGAGGGCCAUGACCUCUCACAGUGGGUGGAAGGAUGCAAUGUGGGAAGUAGAUGA